AUGAAGUCCGUCUGCAGGGCUCCAUCGGCUAGGCAUGCGCGCCAUGUCGUUCGCGCUGCGACAUGCGCAUCAUGCAGCUCAGCACCGCGACCAUUCUCCGUCCUCAACCGGCCCCCGCCGAACUAUCCUGGCCAUGUGCCUCUGACCACCAUCGAGCGUGCCAGUCUCGCCAUUGGCUCCGGCCUCAUGUCCUUGGUUGAUCCGCGACGCGGAGUCUUCCCGAAUAACACCGUCGGCCGUGCUACGUCGGCUGCUGACCGCGAGGGCGGUGUCCCCCCGAACACGGCGCGCCCGCGUGGCAUGACGACGAGAGUGCGCUACGUCCGCCUACCGUCAUGGCAGCCGCUACGCGAAUGCCACGACUUUUACCACGCUCUGACCGGCCUCCCCGUGUAUCGCGAGGGAGGAGGUGGCGCUCAAGGCUUUCGAAUUUAUGAACACCAUGAUCCCCAUGACCGGGCCUCGCUGUUGCGAGCUACUUCACCAUGA
Molecule: messenger RNA, 489 nt
Organism: Verticillium alfalfae VaMs.102
Lineage: Eukaryota; Fungi; Ascomycota; Sordariomycetes; Glomerellales; Plectosphaerellaceae
Product: COQ4
Exons: 2
Coding region: 1-489 (162 amino acids)
Biological process (GO): ubiquinone biosynthetic process
Source: RefSeq, a predicted model, not a curated record